UAUUGGCAGGAAAACAAAGAGAUUGUGGCCCCGUUAAGAUUUCGGUCGUUGGCGGUGGUCAGAGAGGUUCAAAAGUUUGGCGGCGUGAACGUAUCGAAAUGUCACAUGACCCAGAUUUAGAUGAUUGCGCUUUUUUGUCAGGUGCUGAAUCAAGUGGUGGUCGUCAGACACGUACUGGAGUUGCAGUGUGCUCUCAAAAACGGGCAUUAAUUGUUGCCGGAGUAGUGCUUGGCUCUCUUUUGUUAACAGCGCUUAUAAUUGCUUAUGCUGGACCCCAGAAUGAAAAUGUCACUCUACCAUUCAAUCCCAUUGCAACGAACGGAGAGCCUUUUCCAUGGCUGGAAAUGUCACUGCCAACAUAUGCACGGCCCAUGCGUUACAUGGUAACGAUACAUCCAAAUUUAACAACAUUGGACGUAAAAGGUCAAGUAACAAUUGAACUUUUUAUCGAGAAGGAAACAAGUUUUAUAGUUCUACAUAUACAAGAUCUAAAUGUCACGGAAAAGGCUAUAGUCACAAGUGGUAAUAAAGGAUAUGCCAUAAAAAUAAUAAAAGUGCUUGAAUAUCCUCCAAGACAGCAACUAUAUAUUGAGGUCAAGGAAAAAUUGAAGAAAAAAUCGAAUUACACUUUAAAUCUUCGUUGGUAUUCUAAAUUAAAUCCAGAGCCAGAUGGAUUCUAUGUUGAUCAGUACGAAAACCAAAAUGGUUUAGAGAGAUUACUUGCUGCCACUGUUUUUCGUUCAAAUGGCGCUCGAAAAGCGUUUCCAUGUUUUGAUGAACCACAUAUAAGAGCACCUUUUCGUAUCUCAGUAUUUCGAGAUCGCUUCCAUAUUGGUCUUUCCAAUUCAAUUGUUCAUACAACUGAAGAUGUUGGUUUUUAUAUGGGUACAGGCUUGCUUCGUGAUGAUUUUAUUGAGACUCCGCCAUUACCAGCCGAUGCAGUAGCUUGGGUAGUUAGCGAUUUUCAGCGAAAAUCACUUCAGCCAUCUCAAGCGUAUCUACCAACAACACCUGCUCCACCUGUAAAUACUGCAAAAUCGGGUAAAUUAAAUAAUUAUACUCAACAAAGGGAAAAGAAACCACCUGUUCGCAAUAUAACUGCAUUAACGCAUUCGUUAAAUAUGAAUAUGUUAAUUAAAAAUGUUACUACCACAGCUAUUAUACCAACUGAGAACCCCAACUCUAAAAAUUUAACGUCAAUGAGUCAAAGUGCGGGUUCGCUAAUAAAGCGUGCACCAUCUUACACGUUUUAUGCUCCCUUAGAACUUCUCACUCGAUGUUCAUUUAUAUUGAAUACAUCACGAGAUGUAUUAGAAUACCUUCAGACUUGGUUAGAUAUUAGUUAUCCAUUAACCAAAGUCGAUUUUGUGGCUCUACCAUCACUGGAUCGUUAUAUUAUAUCCUCUUUAGGCUUAGUUACGCUUAAAACUUCUUUUCUUAAUGAACCAGAAUCAAUUACUUCUGAACAAUAUCACAAUAGUGCAUUGCGGAUUGCGGAGGCUAUGGUUCGACAGUUUUUUGGUGGUAUUACAUCAAGAAAAGUGCUGAAAGAUGUGUGGUUAUGGGAAGGGCUCAUCAAAUAUCUGGGAAUGCACACAUUGAUGCCACUUCAACCUAAUUUGCCACUUAAGGAUUUUUAUUUACUGGAUAUGGCAACUGCAGCAUUGGACAUUGAUGCUAUACAGGGUUGGGAUAGCAUAAUGAAUGGAACCAACCAUGAUGGCAAUAAUGAGGAAUUUUUUUUACAAAAAACUGCUGCUAUUUUUUCUAUGCUUCACACAUCAAUUGGAGAGGACCGUUUUCGUGGAUGCCUAGGUGCUUUUUUAAAAAUAAAUCGUUUUAAAACUGCAGAACCUACCGAUCUGUGGACAAUAUGUACCAAGAAAGCAAACGGAUCUAAAAAUAUAAAAGAAAUGAUGACUCUAUGGACGCAUCAGCCUGGUUUUCCACUUCUUAUUGUUACAAAAGUCGGCAACAGCGUAUCUAUUUCGCAGAAGCCCUUUAAACCAGCCGAGUUUUUAGCCAUACAUGACGAAACUUAUGACGGCAAUAAUUACAAAAAAGGCACAGUAGUCACAGAUAUUUCAAGUACAGUUGCCACUCCAACAACAACACCAACAGGCAAACCAAAGACACAUAUGAAAUGGAUUUUCCCAGUUACUUACAUUACUGAUCUCAAUAAUGUUAGCGAAACACUUUGGAUGCAAAAUAUAGAUGUAACUUUUAAUGUUCCUGAGAAUGUGAGGUGGAUUAAGGUAAACGCGAUGCAAAGUGGUUAUUAUCGUGUAUUAUACAAUGACGAUAAUUGGGCUAAGCUUGUUGAAGAUUUAUCUAAAAAUCCUGAAAAAUUUACAAGUCAGGAUCGUAUUGGUUUACUAUCGGAUGCCUUUACUUUAUGCCAUGCAAAUUUACUGCCUUGUGAAGUCACAAUGGGCAUGAUACAAUAUUUGCCAAGUGAAACCAACUGGGGCCCAAUGGCAUUAGCAAUGCGACAUCUCGAAAAAUGGAGGCGUAUCUUAAAGUAUUCAGAAUGUUUUUUGAUGUUGUCUGAAUUUAUUAAGAUGAAACUAUCAACUGUUAUUCAAAAAAUUGGCUGGGGUGAUGACGGAAGCGAAGCAAUAAGAUUGAUGCGACCAGAAGUUCUUUUAGCUUCUGUGCUUUGGGAGGAUAUCGACAGUAUUACAAAAUCAAAAAAUAUGCUAAAUCAAUUUUUAUAUUAUAAUGGGUCUGCAAUAUCACCAAAUUUGAGAGAAGUGGUCUACACUGGAGCGAUACUUUCAGGCGAAUAUAUAUAUUGGCAACACUGUUGGGAAAGAUUUGUAACGUUACAAAGAACAUCGGAAAGUUUUGUUGAACGCAUGCAAUUGCUGCGAGCACUAGGUAGAACAAAAGAUGCCUGGCUACAGAACCGAUUGCUAUCACGUGUAACAAUGCUACCAACAGUAGAAGUCGUGCAAGUUCUUCAAGCUAUAGCAGGAACGCCAACAGGAGGUGCAAUGGCAUGUCGGUUUUUGCAAGCAAAAUGGUUUGAGUUGGAAUCUAGAUUAGGGCAAGGUACCACUGGAUUUGCAAAAGUUAUAUCAGCAAUAACCCAGUAUGGAGCAACUAAAUUUGAUUAUGAUGAGCUUAAGUCGCUAGUUCAUCGAUUUGGUCGCGGUUCUGGAAUGGGCAUCUUAAAUAUGACCUUAAGCAGUGUGGCGGCUAAUGUUGAGUGGGUGGCGAGAUCACAGACUUCGUUAUACAAAUGGAUAGAGAGUAAUCUUCAUAUACACUGAUCAGUGAUUAAUUAGAACCUUAGUUAUAUUAAAUUUUUAUUU
This is a messenger RNA of Teleopsis dalmanni, 3317 nucleotides long. Its product is annotated as endoplasmic reticulum aminopeptidase 2. Gene Ontology annotation, biological process: proteolysis; peptide catabolic process. The coding region runs from base 99 to 3275 and encodes 1058 amino acids. Gene Ontology annotation, cellular component: cytoplasm. The record is from RefSeq and is a predicted model, not a curated record. Gene Ontology annotation, molecular function: metalloaminopeptidase activity; zinc ion binding; peptide binding. The transcript has 14 exons. NCBI's taxonomy places the organism in Eukaryota, Metazoa, Arthropoda, Insecta, Diptera, Diopsidae.